Messenger RNA from Sycon ciliatum, 762 nucleotides. RefSeq lists its product as uncharacterized. Lineage: Eukaryota; Metazoa; Porifera; Calcarea; Leucosolenida; Sycettidae. The transcript has a single exon. The record is from RefSeq and is a predicted model, not a curated record. Bases 1 to 762 code for a protein of 253 amino acids.
AUGGCCUGGCACAUUAGGUUUGAACCUACAAAGUCUCAGUCCCUCCUGGUUUCUCACCAUCGCAACACAGUCGUCGUCCCACCGAUUGUAUUCCAGGGCACAGUUGUUCCGGAAGUCGACCAGCUGAAGCUGCUGGGUGUGCUGUUUGACCAACACCUGUCCUUCAGAGCUCAUAUCAGGCAAUUGGCUAUUCGAGGCUCGCAGCGUCUCGGCUUCCUCCGGAAAGCCUCACGAGUGCUGGACUCCAGGUGCCGUGGAGUGAUCUACAAGGGCUUUGUCCGCCCGGUUUUGGAGUACGGCAUGCUCGUGUGGAUGAGCGCUGCACCCACCACUCUGGCUCGCCUCACUGCCAUCCAACGCCGUGGCCUUCACCUAAUCGGUGAUGGAGCCUACCUCCCUAGCUUGGACAUCCGCAGAAUGGUCGGAGCACUCUGCUUUCUCUACAAGCUCCACUUUUCAACUGGCCCAGACAUGCUUCUCACCCUUCUUCCACCCCGAGCGACCAACACAUCACGCCAUAGCCGACGCACACAAAAGCAUCCCUCACACCAGUUUCAGCUCACUUCCACUCUUCCGCCCAGAGCACGGAAUGAUGUCCUUCGGUCCUUCCCUGACGCUGUUGUGGAGGUCUGGAACCAGCUCCCGCAGUGCGUUCUGCUGAACCAGCCAACAAGGAAAGGGCUGCAGACGUUCAAAGAAAAGGUCAACACCCACCUGCGCCUUACCCGCUGGCCCUGGGAGUGGGCAACGGACAGGCUAUGA